AUGGCAUAUUCACGUGUCCAUGUGGAUGCAGACCAGUUAAUUGCUGAGAUUCAAACCAGACCAGCACUCUAUGAUCUCAAAUCUCCAGGAUAUUCAAACAAAUUUGUAAAAGACCGCCUCUGGGAAGAUGUGUGCAAUGCCGUCUUCAAGAACUGGGACAGACUGGACAGCGAUGAAAUAGCUGACAAAGGGUAUCCCAACAUCCACAACAUGGAACAAGAUUUACAGUUUUAUCAUGCAGGGCUGAAAAAGGAAUUAUAUUACAACAUAGUAAAAAAGGAGACAAUGACCAAAGAAGCGAUCCAUGAAAAUAACUUGCUUCCCAGGAACACUGCCAAUAUCACGAUAGAUGGCACCACUUGUAUUCUUUUUGGAUUUAAGAGAAUUAUAAUCAAAUUCAAGAACCAGACUCAGCUGGAUAUGACAAAUAUGAACUUCAGUCUGUAUGAUUCUGUGGACCUGGAGGACUCAAGCUGUAAUGAAGAAAAUACCACACUUUCAUUGAUAUUUCGUAAUGUUGCACGUAAGAAGGAACUUACUUUAAGAUUUUUACUGGUGAAAAGUUACUACAAACUUUCGGUCCAGAAUUGGUAUAAAUUACAAAGCGUUCAGAUCCUCUUCAACCAUACUGUGCAAGCAACGUUCAACAGCACCAAAAUAUUUGCUCCAAUCAGCUAUUCUUACCACUGUCAGCAUGUGAGCAGCCUGCAAAAAUACGAUGCUCUGUUAGUUCCCAGCUGUGAAGAUAACAACUCGGCACUCUGGGAUGUCACCUUCCUGGAUUUUCAGAUACAAGGAUUUAACAUCGAAGAAGGAGAGUUUUCUUACGCCAAAGACUGUACAACUUACUUUUCUCCAGCUAUUCUUAUGGGCCUAGUCAUGUCACUUAUCCUUCUACUAGUCCUUGCAUAUGCUCUUCACAUGCUGAUUCAUCUAAAAUCUAUGGACAGGCAUUACCAGAGGAAAUGUUCUGCCACCUACUUCCCUAAAACAAAAGACAAUUAUCUGGAAGACGAGAGAGAGCCCCUCAGAGGCUGCGGACAAGAGUUCUAUGAACUAAGACAGCCAGAGUACUGUAGACUAAGCAUUCAGCAGUGUGCAUCUGUUUCUCAUUAGCUCUAUAAUUGACCAUUGUUUCCCUUUGUGUAUUUCUGUUAUUUUGAUUUCACAUUAAACACAAUUUCCAAGAAAUGACCCCCCUCCCUCCCCAAUAAAGGCAUUAUAAAAUAAACUCUUGUGCAAUGCAGUCACUCCAGAGACCGCGACCCUAGAACACUCUUGUGAAACUGCAGAGCGUUCUGUCACCAGAACAUGUUGAAUAAUUGUUGGCCAAUGUAUGUUGUGGAUGUGUU
Nanorana parkeri is the source of this 1352-nucleotide messenger RNA. It is a transcript of the gene ATP6AP1L, whose product is annotated as ATPase H+ transporting accessory protein 1 like. The transcript has 6 exons. Gene Ontology annotation, cellular component: proton-transporting V-type ATPase complex. The record is from RefSeq and is a predicted model, not a curated record. Lineage: Eukaryota; Metazoa; Chordata; Amphibia; Anura; Dicroglossidae. The coding region runs from base 1 to 1116 and encodes 371 amino acids.